Eriocheir sinensis (Chinese mitten crab) is the source of this 7756-nucleotide messenger RNA. RefSeq names its product nitrilase and fragile histidine triad fusion protein NitFhit-like. Bases 442 to 2256 code for a protein of 604 amino acids. Lineage: Eukaryota; Metazoa; Arthropoda; Malacostraca; Decapoda; Varunidae. Gene Ontology annotation, molecular function: hydrolase activity, acting on carbon-nitrogen (but not peptide) bonds, in linear amides. The record is from RefSeq and is a predicted model, not a curated record. The transcript has 14 exons.
GAAAUAAGCAUAGCACCCGAGGGGGACUGACCACAAAGAAGAUCAAAAAGUCAUAUUUUUCACAUUUUCCGCCAUUAUUCCUCCACUAAUCACCCCGGGGCUCCAGAUAUGCUCUAGAGGAAGAAGAGGAAGAGGAAGAGGAAGAAGAGGAGGAGGAGGAAAGAUAAGCUGUUCAGAGGAAGAGAAGAGAGAGGAGAGGAAAGGAAGAGAGAGAGAGAGAGAGAGAGAGAGAGAGAGAGAGAGAGAGAGAGAGAGAGAGAGAGAAUAAUAAUAAUAAUAAUUUGAGGAAGAGAAGAGAAGAAGAAGAAGAAGAAGAAGAAAAAUAAGAAGAAAAAAGACAAAUAUAAACAAAAUAAUACAAGAGAAAUAGAAGAAGAGAUAGAAAGAGGAAGAAGAGGAAGAAGAAGAAGAAGAAGAAAUAGCUCGUCCCUUCCUACCUAAAUGACCCUUAUAAGAUUCUGCAGGCUACUUAAGGUUACAAAACAACUACUACGACCCACUACUACUACUACUACUACUACUACUACUUGUGUGUUCGGAACGCGCACAAUGGCCCAGUCAAGCGUGCAGUGCGUUCGGCGUGUGGCGGUGACGCAGAUGACGGCCACCACGGACAAGGAGCGGAAUUUUAACAUCUGCGCGGACUUGGUGGAACGGGCGACCCAGUGUGGAGCGCAGAUGGUGUUUCUACCCGAGGCGUGUGACUUCAUAGCGGAGAGCAAGGAGGAGACCGUGCAACUAGCGGAAAGCCUCUACGGCCCCCUCCUGGCUAAGUACCGCAAGAUGGCCGCCUCCCUUAAGGUCUGGCUGUCUCUCGGAGGCCUGCAUGUCAAGGAGGACGGCCAGGACAAGAUUAGCAACACCCAUGUGAUCAUUGACGAGAGAGGAGAGAUUGCCGCGACGUAUGUGAAGACCCACCUGUUCAGCGUCCAUAUUCCUGAGAGAAAUUUGCACCUCGAGGAGAAAACUUAUGUCACCCCGGGGCCUGCCAUACACCCCCCCAUCGCCACGCCUGUUGGGGAGGUUGCCAUGGCGAUCUGCUACGAUAUGCGAUUUCCGGAGCUGAGCCUGGUCCAAAGGUCACUAGGGGCGCAUAUCUUGACCUUCCCCUCGGCCUUCACCGUGACCACUGGACUCGCGCACUGGGAGCCUUUGCUUAGGGUCCGCGCCAUUGAAACCCAAUGCUAUGUGGUCGCUGCUGCCCAGACAGGUCAACAUAACAAGAAGAGGUCAUCAUACGGACAUGCAAUGAUCGUUGACCCCUGGGGCGCCGUUGUGAGCCAAGUCUCUGAGGGAACCAAUUUUGCCGUCGCGGACAUCAACUUGGAUUACCUUGAAACUAUAAGGAGGGAGAUGCCGGUUCAGAGCCAUAGACGACACGAUCUCUACCACACGACCCUCCUCUCGCACCAUCUCCCAGGCCCGAGGGUGUGCGAGCUGGUCCCCCCCCCCAGCCCCUACGUCAGCUACCAGUUCGGGGGGGUGCGGGUCCCAGGGGCAUGUGUGUUCCUGAAGACCCAUUUGUCGCACGCCUUUGUCAACAAGAAGCCGCUGGUCCCAGGUCGUAUCCUUCUCCACCUCCACCUCCUCCUCCUCCUCCUCUUCCACCAGCACGUCCAUCUCCACAUAGUUCCACACAGUGCCGCCCUCCGCAAGGCACUCCAGGGCCACGAGGGGGGGGGGGAUCGGCCCUGGAGGGAGGAGGGAGAGAUGGAGGAGGAGGCAACUUCUCUCCGACAGGCUGCGGCAAGGGUCCUCCCCCCCCUGACACCCCCCACCCCCCAGGUCCCAAGAGCUGUGGUGCUGGACUGGGACCUGCCCCGAGUGCUUCCCCUGGGGCCCAUAGCUGUUCCCGAUGCUGCUGUUGUCUUAAAAACAAAACAUUCUUGUGCAUUUGUGGCUCCCAACCCUAUACUACCAGGCCACAUCUACAUCUCCUCGCUGGUGCCGUGGGAAGGCCUGCGCAGGGCGGGAGCAGGCCAGGCAGUCGACCUCUUCCUGGCCGCCCAAAUGGUUCAAAAGUGCGUCGAGACCCACCAGGGGGCAGCCGCAUCCACCCUGGUGAUGCUGGAGUCCGCUUGCCCCCACCAGCACCUACAGAUACAAAUACUGCCCCGGACGGAAGAUGACCUCCCCUCAAAUGACGACAUAUACUCGGCUGUCCUAGGUCACGCCAGCCAAGCCCCGCAGUGGACCUUCACGGCAGAGCUCGCCGCGGUCGCCAGCCAGCUUAGGGGUCUUGUCUCGCUCAUGUAGAGAGAGAGAGAGAGAGAGAGGGGUGAGGUUGUGUAUUUGAAUAUUGUUUUUGUUUCAUGUUAAUUUUGGGGCCAAGUCAGUCAGCCAGUCAGCCAGUCAGUCAGUCAGUCAGUCAGUCAACCCUUUCAAUAGCUAUCCAAUCACCCAACCAGUCAACCGGUCAGUCAGUCAACCCUCUCAAUAGCUAUCCAAUCACCCAGCCAGUCAACCAGUCAACCCUAUAUCCAGUCAGUCAGUCAGUCAAGUGUCGAACCGUCUAUCCUCUGUGAUAUGUGUGUGUGUGUGUGUGUAUGUGUGUUAACCUGAUAAUAAUAGUAAUAAUAAUAAUAAUAAUAAUAAUAAUAAUAAUAAGGGUAGUAAUAGCCCCCCCCUCCUACCCCCCCCCCCCCUCCUCUUAUGUGGUGCUAUGUAUAUGUAUAUCUAUGUAAUAUGGGUUGUUGCUGUUGUUGUUGUUGUUAAUUAUAGUUGUUGUUUUUCUUGUUUUCUUUGUUUAAAUUUCCUUUUCUGUUUUGUUUUUAUUUAUUGAGAUUUUUUUUUCUCUUUCGAAUUUUUUAUCGUCAUUUAUUCAGCGUUUUUUUUUUUCUUUUAAUUAUUUUGUAUAUUUCCGGCAUUUUUAUUUAUUUAUUUAUUUAUUUAUUUAUUUUCUUUUUUUAUAUAAGUCUUCGCCUGUAGCCUUCAUCCCUUAAUCUACAAGUCUCUUCUAAUUUUCAUCCCUUAAUCUACAAGUCUCCUAAUUUUCAUCCCUUAAUCUACAAGUCUCCUAAUUUUCAUCCCUUAAUCUACAAGUCUCCUAAUUUUCAUCCUAUAAUCUACAAGUCUCCUAAUUUUCAUCCCUUAAUCUACAAGUCUCCUAAUUUUCAUCCCUUAAUCUACAAGUCUCCUAAUUUUCAUCCCUUAAUCUACAAUUCUCUCCUAAUUUUCAUCCCUUAAUCUACAAGUCUCCUAAUUUUCAUCCCUUAAUCUACAAGUGUCCUAAUUUUCAUCCCUUAAUCUACAAGUCUCCUAAUUUUCAUCCCUUAAUCUACAAUUCUCUCCUAAUUUUCAUCCCUUAAUCUACAAGUCUCCUAAUUUUCAUCCUUUAAUCUACAAGUCUCCUAAUUUUCAUCCCUUAAUCUACAAGUCUCCUAAUUUUCAUCCCUUAAUCUACAAGUCUCCUAAUUUUCAUCCCUUAAUCUACAAGUCUCCUAAUUUUCAUCCUUUAAUCUACAAGUCUCCUAAUUUUCAUCCCUUAAUCUACAAGUCUCCUAAUUUUCAUCCCUUAAUCUACAAGUCUCCUAAUUUUCAUCAUUUAAUCUACAAGUCUUCCCUAAUUUUCAUCCCUUAAUCUACAAGUCUCCUAAUUUUCAUCCCUUAAUCUACAAGUCUCCUAAUUUUCAUCCUUUAAUCUACAAGUCUCCUAAUUUUCAUCCCUUAAUCUACAAGUCUCCUAAUUUUCAUCCCUUAAUCUACAAGUCUCAUAAUUUUCAUCCCUUAAUCUACAAGUCUCCUAAUUUUCAUCCCUUAAUCUACAAGUCUCCUAAUUUUCAUCCCUUAAUCUACAAGUCUCCUAAUUUUCAUCCCUUAAUCUACAAGUCUCCUAAUUUUCAUCCCUUAAUCUACAAGUCUCCUAAUUUUCAUCCCUUAAUCUACAAGUCUUCUAAUUUUCAUCCCUUAAUCUACAAUUCUCUUCUAAUUUUCAUCCCUUAAUCUACAAGUCUCCUAAUUUUCAUCCCUUAAUCUACAAGUCUCCUAAUUUUCAUCCCUUAAUCUACAAGUCUCCUAAUUUUCAUCCCUUAAUCUACAAGUCUCCUAAUUUUCAUCCCUUAAUCUACAAGUCUCCUAAUUUUCAUCCCUUAAUCUACAAUUCUCUCCUAAUUUUCAUCCCUUAAUCUACAAGUCUCCUAAUUUUCAUCCCUUAAUCUACAAGUCUCCUAAUUUUCAUCCCUUAAUCUACAAGUCUCCUAAUUUUCAUCCCUUAAUCUACAAUUCUCCUAAUUUUCAUCCCUUAAUCUACAAGUCUCCUAAUUUUCAUCCCUUAAUCUACAAGUCUCCUAAUUUUCAUCCCUUAAUCUACAAGUCUUCUAAUUUUCAUCCCUUAAUCUACAAGUCUCCUAAUUUUCAUCCCUUAAUCUACAAGUCUCCUAAUUUUCAUCCCUUAAUCUACAAGUCUCCUAAUUUUCAUCCCUUAAUCUACAAGUCUCCUAAUUUUCAUCCUUAAAUCUACAAGUCUCCUAAUUUUCAUCCCUUAAUCUACAAGUCUCCUAAUUUUCAUCCUCUAAUCUACAAGUCUCCCCUAAUUUUCAUCCCUUAAUCUACAAGUCUCCUAAUUUUCAUCCCUUAAUCUACAAGUCUCCUAAUUUUCAUCCCUUAAUCUACAAGUCUCCUAAUUUUCAUCCCUUAAUCUACAAGUCUCCUAAUUUUCAUCCCUUAAUCUACAAGUCUCCUAAUUUUCAUCCCUUAAUCUACAAGUCUCCUAAUUUUCAUCCCUUAAUCUACAAGUCUCUUCUAAUUUUCAUCCUUUAAUCUACAAGUCUCCUAAUUUUCAUCCCUUAAUCUACAAGUCUCCUAAUUUUCAUCCCUUAAUCUACAAGUCUCCUAAUUUUCAUCCCUUAAUCUACAAUUCUCUACUAAUUUUCAUCCUUUAAUCUUCAAGUCUCUUCUAAUUUUCAUCCCUUAAUCUACAAGUCUCCUAAUUUUCAUCCUUAAAUCUACAAUUCUCCUAAUUUUCAUCCUUAAAUCUACAAUUCUCUCCUAAUUUUCAUCCCUUAAUCUACAAGUCUCCUAAUUUUCAUCCCUUAAUCUACAAGUCUCCUAAUUUUCAUCCCUUAAUCUACAAGUCUCCUAAUUUUCAUCCCUUAAUCUACAAGUCUCCUAAUUUUCAUCCUUUAAUCUACAAGUCUCCUAAUUUUCAUCCCUUAAUCUACAAGUCUCCUAAUUUUCAUCCCUUAAUCUACAAGUCUCCUAAUUUUCAUCCCUUAAUCUACAAGUCUCCUAAUUUUCAUCCUUUAAUCUACAAGUCCCCUAAUUUUCAUCCCUUAAUCUACAAGUCUCCUAAUUUUCAUCCCUUAAUCUACAAUUCUCUCCUAAUUUUCAUCCCUUAAUCUACAAGUCUCCUAAUUUUCAUUCUUUAAUCUACAAGUCUCCUAAUUUUCAUCCCUUAAUCUACAAGUCUCCUAAUUUUCAUCCCUUAAUCUACAAGUCUCCUAAUUUUCAUCCUUUAAUCUACAAGUCUCCUAAUUUUCAUCCUUUAAUCUACAAUUCUCUCCUAAUUUUCAUCUUUUAAUCUACAAUUCUCUUCUAAUUUUCAUCCUUUAAUCUACAAUUCUCUCCUAAUUUUCAUCCUUUUAAUUUCUCUUCACAGUCUCAGUAUUUUUACAAUCUCUCGCGAUUUCCAUCCCCGCCGAGAAUGGAAGCAAGAUGAAGGUCGUGAAUGUUAACGCAGCGGAACUAUUUUGGCGGACGAGUUCCCGUUUUCUAUAAAAACUUAAAAAAGAAGAAAAAAACAUUAGUACUGUGAAUCUACAUUGAGAGUUGCAUUCCAUAUUAACAGGAAAAAAAGCAGGUUCAAAGUUUUCACAUAAUUUUAGGUACUUAAAAAUACUGAUCUCGUACUGAAGUAAAAUUAAUGUAACAGACAAUUUUGUUUUGUUUUUAGUAAUUGCAGUGAAAUUCAAGAUCUGAUUUUUGCAAACAUUUUUAAGCGAGUUUUAAAUUCCCGCAACGUACCAGCGAAAUACGAAAUUUGCAUUACGUAAACGAAAUUUGCAUUACGUAAACGAAAUUUGCAUUACGUAAACGAAAUUUGCAUUACGUAAACGAAAUCUAACCGUUUUUACGUUCGUGUGAAAUAACGUCUCAAUAUCAAGCAAUUGCAUUUCGUAUACAAUCCAGCACCAAUUUUUAAGUUCCCACAACGUACCAGCGAAAUACGAAAUUUGCAUUACGUAAACGACAACCAUUUUUACGUUCGUGUGAAAUAACAUCUCAAUAUCUAACAAUUGCAUUUCAAAUACAAUCCAGCACCAAGUUUUAAGUUCCCGCAACAUACCAGCGAAAUACAAAAUUUGCAUUACGUAAACGAAAUCUAACCGCUUUUACGUUCCUGUGAAAUAACGUCUCAAUAUCUUACAAUUGCAUUUCGUAUACAAUCCAGCACCAAGUUUUAAGUUCCCGCACGAUAGCCACCCCCCAUACUGUGCUUACAACAAUACCCAGCUUUCCUUUACAUAUCAAUAACCCCACGCAAUGAUCAUGUCCAAACGCUUGCCGAACCCCAAACAAAUCCACAACCCCCCACACCGUUACGCUAAGACCCCAUACCAAGGAUACCGAAUCUUAAAUGACGGAUAAACCAGUGCCGUUGUUAAGCUAAUGACCCUUAUUAAGUUAGACUAAGCUUGAAUUAUGUGAGCUUGCCGAACCCCAGAGAAAUAAGUUACCCUUCCCUUCUAUGCUGUGUUCCGAUGAUGUUAUAAAUAUCCCUGCCAAUCCGAUAGCUAUUCUAUUAUCCAGCUAAUCCGUCACCGCUCGCUCCCACCCUCCGAAGCGUCAUUCCAAUAGCCAGUCAGUCAGUCAGUCAGUCAGUCAGUCAGUCAAGUGUGUUUAUAUGUAUCAAAAUUAAGGAAAAAAACUCAUAUUUGUAAUUUUAUGAAUGUAUACAAAUUUUAUGUUAUCCCAGUCAGCCAGUCAGUCAGUCAGUCAGUCAGUCAGUCAAGUGUGUUUAUAUGUAUCAAAAUUAAGGAAGAAAAGUCAUAUUUGUAAUUUUAUGAAUGUAUACCAGUUUAUGUUAUCCCAGUCAGCCAUACAGUCAGUCAGUCAGUCAGUCAGUCAGUCAAGUGUGUUUAUAUGUAUCAAAAUUAAGGAAGAAAAGUCAUAUUUGUAAUUUUAUGAAUGUAUACCAGUUUAAGUUAUCCCAGUCAGCCAUACAGUCAGUCAGCCAGUCAGUCAGUCAGUCAGUCAGUCAGUCAGUCAAGUGUGUUUAUAUGUAUCAAAAUUAAGGAAAAAAAGUCAUAUUUGUAAUUUUAUGAAUGUAUAUCAGUUUUAAGUUAUCCCAGUCAGCCAUACAGUCAGUCAGUCAGUCAGCCAGUCAGUCAGUCAGUCAAGUGUGUUUAUAUGUAUCAAAAUUAAGGAAAAAAACUCAUAUUUGUAAUUUUAUGAAUGUAUACCAGUUUAUGUUAUCCCAGUCAGCCAUACAGUCAGUCAGUCAGUCAGUCAGUCAGUCAAGUGUGUUUAUAUGUAUCAAAAUUAAGGAAGAAAAAGUCAUAUUUGUAAUUUUAUGAAUGUAUAUCAAUUUUAUGUUAUCCCAGUCAGCCAUACAGUCAGUCAGUCAGUCAGUCAGCCAGUCAGUCAGUCAGUCAGUCAGUCAGUCAGCCAGUCACUGUUUUAUAUCUGUGAAAAUUAAAGAAAAAGUCAUAUUUGUAAUUUUAUGAAUGUAUACAAAUUUUAUGUUAUCCCAGUCAGCCAGUCAGUCAGUCAGUCAGCCAGUGUUCCUAUUUGUCACAAUACAAAAUAAAACUCUCAA